UUUGUGCAAUUCAAUUUCUCCUAAAUAAGGAGAUGAACAGUACUGAUCCUUUCAUGAGAAGGAUGGCCAGUCAAAUGAUGGUGAAGUUUGAUAAGUAUUGGUCGGAGCAUUCUGUGAUCUUGGCAAUUGCGGUUAUAUUUGAUCCUCGUUUUAAGUUUCAGUUGGUGGAAUAUUCUUAUGGAAAGCUUUAUGGUGAGUCAUCUAGUGAGGUAUUCACACAGUGUACACGAAUCCGGGAAAAGCUUUUUGGUCUCUUUAACGAGUACCAAUCUAGAGCCUCUUACAAACCGGAAGUUGUUCAAGGAAACAUUGUUCAAGAAAUCCAGGGCGAAUUCAUUGAGGAUUUUGAUGCAUUUGAGAGCCAUUUAUUUGUUUCUAGUGCACAAAAAAAUCAGCUAGAAUUGUAUUUGGAUGAGCCUAGGCUUCCAAGAAAUGAAAAUAUUGAUGUACUUGAAUAUUGGAGAGCCCACAAUUAUAGGUAUCCGGAACUUGCAUCGAUGGCUCACGAUGUGUUGAGUAUUCCUAUUUCUACGGUUGCUUCCGAAUCUGCAUUUAGUGUUGGUGGUCGAGUUCUUGACAAAUAUCGGAGUUCUUUAAAGCCUAAAAUUGUCGAGGCUUUGAUAUGCUCUAGGGGUUGGUUGUUUGGAGGGGAAGAAAUCGACAACGUGAAGUUGGAUGAUGUCAUUGAAGACAUAAUGAACUUGAAUCUAGACAACGAUCUGUCCGAAUCAGUGGGAUGUUCUAGUUCCGUGAUCAAUGUUGAACCUUGAUUAAAACAUUGCAGGGAUAUGGUAGGGCUCUGUGGUUGAUGCAAGGACAAAUGGGGAGUGUGGUUUUGUGAAGAAGCCUAAUCUGAAAAUGGAACCAAAUAAUGAUGGUUCCAGUGAGAACUUGUUUUGUAUUUGAAUGUUUAACUGUUUAAGUCAAACUUAUUUAGUAUUGGAACUUAUCUUUGUAAGACU
Messenger RNA from Rhododendron vialii, 962 nucleotides. Its product is annotated as zinc finger BED domain-containing protein DAYSLEEPER-like. Lineage: Eukaryota; Viridiplantae; Streptophyta; Magnoliopsida; Ericales; Ericaceae. The record is from RefSeq and is a predicted model, not a curated record. The transcript is spliced from 4 exons. Gene Ontology annotation, molecular function: protein dimerization activity; DNA binding. The coding region runs from base 33 to 770 and encodes 245 amino acids.